AUGGCUUCCGAUACUAUCAGCACCAUCGUCGAAAGACUCCUCCAAUCGCUUACUCUCGAAGAGAAGGUGUCUUUGGUGGCCGGCCAAAAUAUGUGGCAGACUGCCCAGGUCGAGCGAUUGGGGAUUCCGCCUCUUCAAAUGACAGAUGGUCCAGCGGGUGCUCGAGGCACCAAAUGGACAGAUGGUUCUCUGACUACUUUGGUACCCUGUGCUAUUUCACUAGCUGCUACCUGGGAUCCUUCAAUGGUGAAGAGAGUUGGCACUGUUUUGGGCGAAGAAACUCGCCGCAAAGGCUGUCAUGUGCUUUUAGCACCAACAAUGAAUUUCUCCCGCUCACCACUUGGUGGCCGCAACUUUGAAGGCUAUGGAGAAGACCCCUUCCUUAUCGGUACCAUGUCCACCGAAAUGAUCCGUGGUAUCCAAAGUGAAGGCGUCGGUGCUUGCAUGAAGCAUUUCAUCCUCAAUGACACCGAAACACGUCGGUUCAAUGUCAAUCAGACUAUUGAUGAGCGUACCUUGCGGGAAGUUUAUAUGAAGCCCUUUUUUAUGGCCCUCGAAGCAUCGCCCUGGACAGCGAUGGUCAGCUAUCCCUUGGUCAAUGGUGUCCACGCGGAUAUGAGCCCCUUCGUCCUGCCAAAACUGUUGCGGGAUGAGCUGCAAUUUGACAGACUGGUCAUAAGUGACUGGGGAGGCUGCAAUGAUACCGUUCAGAGCUUGAUCGCCGGCACCGACCUUGAGAUGCCUGGUCCACCAGUUCGGCGCGGCCAACGUCUCCUUGCUGCUAUCCAUGAGGGGCUGGUCGACGAAGCGCAGCAUUUGGACCCUAGCGUUCGACGAGUUUUGCAACUGCUGGAGAAGGCGAACCUUCUACCCUCACAGCCAACGGUCAGGAGCUCGGAAGAGGCAUCCAAUGGCGCAGAGUUCCCUAAGAUUGUGCGAGAGGCCGCAGAGCGCGGAUUGGUUCUCUUGAAGAACGAUGGUCUUCUGCCACUCCAGCCAUCUUCAUUGAAAAAAGUCGCUAUUAUCGGGCCAAAUGCCCGCAAGCCGACCGCAGGUGGCGCCGGUAGUGCAGCCGUAAACCCAUUCUACAUCACUACACCUGAAGAAAGCCUCAAACAUGCCCUUCAAAAGGCCAAUCCAGCGAUUGAGAUCUCGUAUGAACAGGGUGUGCCGUUUACCUUGCGCCCAGGUCUCCUUGGAGAUGCCCUUGCCAUUCCUGACGGUUCGAAACUGGGACUUCAGGUGGAUUUCUUUGCUGGACACGAAUUCCAAGGCCCGGUUGUGGCGACAACAUUUUGGGCUAAUUCUCUGACUUAUAUGAUGAGCGAUGGUGAUGUACCCCAGUCACUUCAGGGCAAGCCGUAUUGCUACAGGGCGAGUGGAGUUGUCACUCCCAAGGUCUGUGGCCAAUAUGUGUUCAGCAUUGCAAACACUGGCAAGGCAAAGCUCUUCUUAGAUGAUAAGCUCAUCAUUGACAACACUGACUGGACAACGACCACCGGGGGCUUCCUCGGCUGCUCCAGUGAAGACCGAACAUGCUCCGUUGAGCUGAGUUCUACCCGUUCAUACGUCUUGCGAGUAGACAAUGUCGUCACCCUACCGCUUAUGGAGUCAUUUGACAACACGGUCUUUCCUAGAAUUUCUGGCUUACGCAUCGGACUAUCUCUACAGGUGGAUGAGACAGAGAUGCUGAAUCGUGCUGUGGAGUCUGCACAGGAGUCGGAUGUUGCCAUCCUGGUUGUCGGUCAUAAUAAGGAUUCCGAGGGCGAAGGCGGCGAUCGAACGAAUAUGGAUUUGCCAGGUCGGACCAAUGAACUCGUCUCGUCUGUCUGCGCUGCCAAUCCCAACACUGUGGUUAUUGUCCAAGCCGCCAGUGCAACCACUAUGCCUUGGGCCGAUCAAGCGCACGCUGUUGUGUUAGGCUGGUACCAAGGCCAAGAGAAUGGCCCUGCCCUGGCAAAUGCACUGCUUGGAACUUGCAACUUCUCUGGCAAGACACCAAUUACCUUCCCAAAGAACUUGGGCGAUCAUGGUUCAAGCGACUGGUUCCCUGCUGAAGCGGCACGGGACCAUGCUGUCUUUGGCGAACAGGUACUGAUGGGGUAUCGGUCGUUUGAGGAGCGCAACAUUGAACCACUAUGGCCAUUUGGAUUUGGCUUGUCAUACACAUCCUUCACGCUGUCCAACAUCCACCUUAGUGGUACAUUGACUACCUUCCCUGGUUCUCAUGUGACUAUUCACGUCACGGUCAACAACACUGGCCAGUGCGAUGGUCAUGAAGUAGUCCAAGUAUAUGUCUCACCAUCAGUCUGUAUUCGCGAAAGAGGUCUGGUCAGCUACCCCAAGACCUUGGCUGGAUUCACAAAGGUGUGGGUACCUGCAAUGGAAUCUCGAGAUUCGAGCAUUACCAUCAAAAGCGACGAGUUCCGGUGGUAUGAUAAAGAAAUCUCAUCUUGGAGGGUAGACACAGGCGAUUACCGAUGUUUUGUAGGAACUAGCGUGAAGGACGUCAAGUGCGAGUUAGGUGUCGAAAUUGUUCAAGCUUGA
Molecule: messenger RNA, 2547 nt
Organism: Penicillium mononematosum
Lineage: Eukaryota; Fungi; Ascomycota; Eurotiomycetes; Eurotiales; Aspergillaceae
Exons: 1
Coding region: 1-2547 (848 amino acids)
Biological process (GO): glucan catabolic process
Molecular function (GO): beta-glucosidase activity
Source: RefSeq, a predicted model, not a curated record